AUGGCCGUCUUGUUAGUGGAGGCGUCGUCAGAAAAUGCUUCUUAUCCGGCUGGCUCUACAGCUGCUGCUACUGCCGCCGCCGCAAAUGACGGUGGAUUUCUAAGAUCCCCAGAUGUUCUCAUCUAUGUCAGUGUGGUGCCAAAGAACUACCAGCAUAUUCUGGCCUUGGCAUUUGCUGUCAAGGAGAUCAAUGAGAACCCCAAGAUCUUACCUAAUAUCACCUUGGGAUUCCACAUCUAUGACAGUUACUUCGAUGAAAGGAUGACCUACCGGGCUGCUCUGAACCUUCCCUCUACACUUAUGCCUAACUACAAGUGUAACACCCAGAAACACCUGAUGGCAGUCAUUGGGGGACUGGACUUUGAUACCUCCCUCCAAAUGGCAAACAUCUUGGGCAUCUACAAGAUCCCUCAGGUUCCACCCCUUUCUGAGUGUAACCCAAAUUGCCCUCCUGGUUCCAGCAAGGAGAAGAAGGAGGGGGAGCCAUUCUGCUGCUAUGAUUGUGCUCCAUGUCCUCAAGGCAAGAUUUCGUCCCAGAAAGACAUGGUUGACUGUGUUGCAUGCCCAAAGGACCACUAUCCACACAGAGACCAAUCACAAUGCAUUCCAAAGACCAUCAGCUUCCUGUCUAUGAAAGAGCCUCUGGGGAUGAGCUUAGCAUUGUUGGCUCUUUCUCUCUCUCUCCUCACAGUGGUGGUCCUGGUCAUCUUCAUUAAACAUCGGGACACACCCAUUGUCAAAGCAAACAACCGGGACCUCACCUACACUCUCCUCACUUCCCUCCUGCUCUGCUUCCUCUGCCCACUGAUCUUCCUCAGCUCUCCAGAAAGAGUGAGCUGCCUGCUCCGACAAAUAGCUUUUGGCCUUGUUUUCACAGUGACCGUUUCUUGUGUGCUGGCAAAAACUAUCACAGUUAUUCUGGCCUUUGUGGCCACCAAACCUGGAUCCAGAAUGAGGAAGUGGGUGGGGAAAAGUCUGGCAAGCGUCAUUGUGUUUUCGUGUUCCCUUAUCCAAGCGGGCAUUUGCACUGUGUGGUUAGGAACCUCUCCCCCGUUUCCCGAUUCCGACAUGCAGUCUGUGAUGAGGGAAAUCAUUCUAGGCUGUAACGAAGGGUCUGUUGCCCUGUUUUACUGUGUCCUGGGCUACAUGGGCUUUUUGGCCAUUGUCAGCUUUGUUGUGGCCUUUUUUGCCAGGAAACUGCCUGAGAGCUUCAAUGAGGCCAAAUUCAUCACCUUCAGCAUGUUCUUGUUUUGUAGUGUUUGGAUCUCCUUUGUUCCGGUCUACCUGAGCACCAAGGGGAAGUACAUGGUGGCUGUGGAGAUCUUCUCUAUCUUGGCCUCCAGUGCUGGCUUGCUGGGCUCCAUCUUUGCUCCCAAAUGCUACAUCAUUUUAUUGAGGCCUGAUCUGAACAGCAAGGAACAGUUAAUAAAGAGGAAAUAGCAAA
This is a messenger RNA of Lacerta agilis (Sand lizard), 1444 nucleotides long. Its product is annotated as vomeronasal type-2 receptor 26-like. The transcript has 5 exons. The coding region runs from base 1 to 1440 and encodes 479 amino acids. Gene Ontology annotation, molecular function: G protein-coupled receptor activity. Gene Ontology annotation, biological process: G protein-coupled receptor signaling pathway. Lineage: Eukaryota; Metazoa; Chordata; Lepidosauria; Squamata; Lacertidae. The record is from RefSeq and is a predicted model, not a curated record. Gene Ontology annotation, cellular component: membrane.